Messenger RNA from Diceros bicornis minor, 3872 nucleotides. It is a transcript of the gene INPP5E, whose product is annotated as inositol polyphosphate-5-phosphatase E. The transcript is spliced from 11 exons. The record is from RefSeq and is a predicted model, not a curated record. Gene Ontology annotation, biological process: phosphatidylinositol dephosphorylation. Bases 295 to 2262 code for a protein of 655 amino acids. Gene Ontology annotation, molecular function: inositol-polyphosphate 5-phosphatase activity. NCBI's taxonomy places the organism in Eukaryota, Metazoa, Chordata, Mammalia, Perissodactyla, Rhinocerotidae.
CCGCCGGUUGCCGGGGAGCUGCCGCCCAGGCCCGCGGUCUGGGAGCGGGCGCCGCCGAGAGGUACCUGUGAGGGGCCCCAGGACUUCAGAGCUUCCAGCCAUGCAGCAACUGGCCCUGCCCCUACUGGACCACCCCAGGCCUGAAGGGGAGCCGCUGCCCGUUCUCUCCUCUGCGCCUUGCCCGGCGACAUCUGACCACGCAACCCUGACGCUGGGCGUUGCCCGCAGCCCCAGGAGGAGCCGUCUCUGGGGUCGGCGAGGCUGCCACCUUCUGUGACGGCUGACCCCUGGACUAUGCCGUCCAAGCCGGCGGGCCUGGGGCACUCAGAGGCGGUGCCCGAGCAACCCACCGCCCAUGGGCAUCUGCAGCCUGAAGGCAGAAUGCUCAAGGGGCAGCUUCCAAGGACAGACGGAGACCUUGCCCCCUGCCCGGAGGAGCCCCUGCCCACUGACAGCUGUCAAGGCCCAGAGAACAGUGCAGUGCUCCCUCCGAACAUUCCAGCAAACAUCAACAGUGAGAACCCACAAGCUAAGACAAAACCCUUGACCCCAAAGCCGCCGACGAGGCCCAGGCUGGAGAGAGCGCUGUCUCUGGACGAGAAGGGCUGGAGGAGGAGGCGUUUUCGAACCAGCUACGAGGACCUGGCCGCCCGGAAUGGGGCCAGCCCCUCCAGGGCCUCCUCCCAGGAGGAGGCCCCCGGGCCCCCCUCCCCCAGUGGCCCUCCACCCUGCCUGAGCACCUCCUUGCAGGAAAUCCCUCCUUCCCGCAGGGCCCCGGGUGGUAGCCCCUCCUCGUGGGGUAACUGUCUUUCUGGAAUGAUCAGCACUUCCCUGGACCUCCUGCACCGGGAUGGGGCUGCGGCCGGGAGCACCCCCAGGCUGGCCAGCGUGCUUCCCCCACGCCCAGCGCCCGCCAUGGACCGGAACAUGGUCUCCAACUCCCUGCGGACAGCCAACAAGGUGGACCCAGAUCACGCCGACUACAAGCUCCGCCUGCAGACCAGGCUGUUCCGGGCCCACAGCAGCCUGGGCCCCGGCCGGCCUCCGAGCCCCCUGGCCUGCGAUGACUGUUCCCUUCGCUCGGCCAAAUCCUCCUUCAGCCUCCUGGCGCCCAUCCUCGCCAAGGACGUCCGGAGCAGGAGCUACCUGGAGGGGAGUCUCCUGGCGAGCGGGGCCCUGAUGGGGGCGGAGGAGCUGGCCCGGUACUUCCCAGACCGGAACAUGGCCCUCUACGUGGCCACCUGGAACAUGCAGGGCCAGAAGGAGCUGCCCCUAAACCUGGACGAGCUCCUGCUGCCCGCGGAGGCCGACUACGCCCAGGACCUAUAUGUCAUCGGGGUCCAGGAGGGCUGCUCUGACAGGCGGGAGUGGGAGACGCGCCUGCAGGAGACGCUGGGUCCACACUACGUCAUGCUCUACUCGGCGGCCCACGGGGCGCUUUACAUGUCCGUGCUCAUCCGCCGGGACCUCAUCUGGUUCUGCUCAGAGGUGGAGAGCUCCACGGUGACCACGCGCAUCGGGUCCCAGAUCAAAACCAAGGGCGCCCUGGGUGUGAGCUUCACCCUUUUCGGCACCUCCCUCCUCUUCAUCACGUCCCACUUCACCUCCGGAGACGGGAAGGUCAGCGAGAGGCUGGUGGACUACGCCAGGACCAUCCAGGGCCUCGCCCUGCCCAAGAAUGUGCCGGACACCAGCCCCUACCGCUCCGACUCUGCGGACGUUACCACCCGGUUCGACGGAGUCUUCUGGUUUGGAGACUUCAACUUCCGCCUGAGUGGGGGGCGCGUGGCCGUGGAGGCCAUCCUGAAGCAGGACCUGGGGGCGAACGUGCCGGCCCUGCUGCAGCACGACCAGCUUACCCAGGAGAUGAAGAAAGGGUCCAUCUUCAAGGGCUUCCAGGAGCCGGACAUCCACUUUCUCCCAUCGUAUAAGUUUGACAUCGGGAAAGACUCCUACGACACCACCUCCAAGCAGAGGACCCCCUCCUACACGGACCGGGUCAUGUACCGGAGCCGCCACAAGGGUGACAUCUGUCCCAUCAAGUAUUCCUCCUGUGCUGGGAUCAGGACGUCCGACCACCGCCCCGUGUACGGCCUGUUCCGAGUGAAAGUGAGGCCGGGGCGGGACAACAUUCCGCUAGCUGCCGGCAAGUUUGACCGAGAACUGUACUUGAUAGGAAUUAAAAGACGGAUUUCCAAAGAGAUUCAGAGGCAGCAAGCACUGAAGAACCAGCACUCCAGCACUGUCUGUACCGUUUCUUGAGGAAGUUUGCGCAGGAGGGUUUGUCACCUACAGCCUGGGAGGAUUUCUGAUCCCAAAGCCCUGGCAGACGGAAGAGGUUGCAGUUCGGGGCGUCUUGCCCUUUUUGGGGUGUGAUGAACCACUCUGUCGGCCGUCCUACCUUCUUACCAAGAGCCCAACAGGAGGCUGUGGCCUGGAGCGAGCACAGCCCUGAGGGACCAGUGUCCCUUCCUGGAGGGAACCAGCCCCUGCUUGUCCGCAACAGUCCUGACACGCCCGCGGAGCCUUCCCUCAGGGCCAGCCGACAGCUCCAGGCGCUCUGGUGGCAAGUCAAACGCCUAGUCGCCUAGUCGCCUAGUCGGGGUUGACCUAGAGCAGCGCGCGCUCUGCAGCCAGUGUUCUGCAGCCGCGCUGACAGACCCUCCCUCACGUCCUGAUUGGUGUCUGCUGCCCGGGCCAGAGUUCGCAGCUGCUCCAGUCUGUAGAUCUGCGUCCUCCCAGCGGCCCUCCUCUCCUGAGCACAGGUGGCCCGGCACCGGGGGAGGCUGCUCAGGGUCGGGUGACCCUGGGGCCUCAGAUCCCACGGGGGCACACCAGGACAAGGCUGAGGCUGAGUCAGUAGAAGCCAACAGGAGGCCAGAGCCAGCCGACCUCCCAGGAGGGAACGCGGUGCCCAAUGCUGGGCUAGGACGAGGAGGGCCCCAGCCAAUGUUUCAGGGCCGCCUCCUGGUCUCGGGGGGCUGGGCUCCCCUCCAGCCACAAAACCACCUCCCUCUCCUGUCCUGGUUUCAGUGACUUCAGACCAUUUGCUCAGCUAACAUCAGCCACAAACGGCGUUCCUGUAAGUGGUGCGUUUCCUGGCCUGAGAAGCUGUUAGAAUGUCGCCACCUCACCAACCUAGGCUGGUGCUCACCAACCACAUCCUGGAUGUCUUUCUUCAAGGGUUUAGGACCCAUUAUUGCUCUUCGCAUCUUAUCCCAUCUCUUGAAAAAAACAUAGGCUUUGAAUGUGGGGAAAGCUAGGGGCAUUCAAUCUAGCCUUUUAAAUUAUUUAUUUUUCCAUAUUUAUAUUUUUAAAUAAAUGCAUAUAUUGAAUCUUAAACUCUUCCUGGCCAAAGAUUGAGUCCUCAAAAGAAACAGUCUGCAUGCACACCCUGUUCUUACAAUGUUCUUGCGAGAAAAGGCAGGAUGUUGCUCUGUGUCCAUCCUCUGCCCCCGGGCAGACGUGAGCCAGAAAGGGGCUUCCAGAGAAGCAAAUACUUCAGACCUGAGGGAAUCGUGAGGAAACGAAAUGACGAUUUCAAAGAAUGGUGUAUCCAACUUUUAUUAGCGUCUGCUUCCAAAAUGUGGAGUGUAAGUUUUAAAGCAAUACACACUCAACCUUUUGAUAUGAAUGGGAGAAAUUCCAUCAAUGAGACGGCACAGCCAAUCCCAUCUAAUGUCAAGAAACUUCAGAUUGUACGUAUGUGUAAAAUUUUGCUCAAACCAAUGUGCCAUGGAGUUUCGAGUUAACUGAAAAUCUGUUUACAGAGAUUUUUGUGGUAAUGAGGCUUGAAAUGAGGAUUUGAAGGACUCCUGCCAGGCAUUCUCUCUGACCCACACCAGGGAAGCGAUGUCAGUGUGACACGGUGC